Messenger RNA from Colletes gigas, 7073 nucleotides. It is a transcript of the gene kon, whose product is annotated as chondroitin sulfate proteoglycan 4. The record is from RefSeq and is a predicted model, not a curated record. The coding region runs from base 1 to 7053 and encodes 2350 amino acids. The transcript has 11 exons. NCBI's taxonomy places the organism in Eukaryota, Metazoa, Arthropoda, Insecta, Hymenoptera, Colletidae.
AUGUUUCUCAACGACAUGGGGCUGUUAAUGUUCUUAGCAGUAACGGCGUCCCUUUUGGGCUGCUGCCAGACGGAUGAAAAAGUGUCGUUUUACGGGGCGAGCUACAUUCAUCUUCCGGUCCAGGAAGCCAAGGGUGCGACCGACAUCAGCUUCCGGUUCCGAACUCAUCUCGCGGACGCUAUGCUGCUAUUGGCCGCCGGCAAGACGGAUUACUGCCUGAUCAAACUCGAAGCCGGCAGAUUGAAGGUUCACAUAAAUUUGGGAGCAGGGGAGAGCGAGAUGGCGAGUGCCCAUGGUUUGACGCUGAACGAUUUGAGCUGGCACAAGGUGAACCUGACCAGAAGGGAGGCUAACAUCACGUUGCAGAUCGACGUUAUACACACGACGAGGUAUCUACUGCCGGGACGUUUCUUCGAGCUGAACAUACACUACGGCGUCUUCAUCGGGGGACAGGGUUACUUCAACGAGCUAUUUCUAGGUCACACAGAUUACUUACGUGGCUGCAUGGCUGACAUAAUCUACAACGGGGCGAGGGUAAUAGAACACGCCAAGUCGAGGAAGGGCCAGUCGCAGGCUACGGCCGUAACGUGGGGCUGUUCUCCGGAAUUCGACGCGACGAGGAGCACGGAAGUCAGUUUCGUCGAGGAUGGCGCGUUCACGGCGAUCCCGAGGCCCAUUCCGCGUUCAGGCUCGAGAUGGGAGUUCGAGCUGAAGACCGGCGCUGAGACUGGUCUGCUUCUCUACAACACCGGGCAAUCGUCGUACGCCGAUUACCUCGGGAUCGAGUUGUUCGAGGGUAAAAUUCGGCUUCUGAUGAACAAAGGGAACGGACCUACAGAGUUGAUACACGACACGCCGGUGGCCGAUGGCAAAUGGCACAGGGUGGUCGUUGAUUUCAAUCCGAGCGGAAUCGGGAUCGCGGUCGACCAGCAGGAAAAAACGAUCACGCUGCCGUCCGGCGGAAAUCGUUACCUGGACCUUGCGGACACCCUCUACGUGGGCGGCACGGAGCUGAACAAACGCGCCAGAGCGCUGGGCAAAGGUCUGAGGUCCGGCGACGUGAGCUACAAGGGUUGCUUGAGGGACAUGCUGCUGGACAAGAAGGAACUCGGUCUGCCCGACGUGAAGAUCAGCCAGGGCGUCGUGGUCGGCUGUGUCUGGGGAUUCCCGUGCAUCGAGCACGAUCCCUGCGUUUCCGGGGCGGUUUGCUCCCAGCUGGGCGUCAGCUCGUUCGAGUGCAACUGCGACCAGCCAGUGUGCAUCAGGCCGAACCGCGCCGAGGAUUACAAGGUUUAUUCGAAGGCAAAUUUACCCGUGAACCUGGAGAUUCUCUCAGUGAGACCGCUGCUGGUAUCCGAGGGGGAGCACGUGCUGGUGACGAGCGAUAACAUUGCCAUGGUGUUGGACAUAGCUAAAUAUGGGGUGGAAGAGGACGGUGUUAUCUUCACCUUGGUAACGCCACCCACGAAUGGAACCCUGUCGCUGGACCACCUAACGACCAGAACCGAAAAUGCCUUCACUCUCCAAGACAUUAGUCGCGAUAAGAUACAAUACAUGCACGACGGGGGCGAGACCACGGAGGACAGUAUGAUCGUGGAAGUGACACUCGUGGCAGGAACUGGUUACACGUUGCCGGGCUACCUCCAAGGACGACUAAUGUUUCCGCUCCACGUCAACGUGACGCCCGUUAAUGAUCCACCGUUGCUCGAGAUAUCGACCACCGUGCUGCGUCUGGCUCAAGGCACGAGGAAAAUUUUGACGAAAGUGUUGAUUUGGGCGAUCGACGCCGACACGCCGUCGGACAUGUUGGUUUACACGGUCUUACGUACCGACGCAGACGCCGGCUACGUCGAGAGGGUGACUUACCCGUCGCGGCCCAUCGACACGUUUACCCAGGCGGAAUUAAUGCAAGGAUUAAUUGCCUACGUGCACCGUGGAAACGCGAAACCGAACGCGAAACUGGAACUGCAGGUCAGCGACGGGGUAGACAGCAGCAAGCCGGCGAGCUUGAGGGUGGCGGCUCAUCCGUUGGAGAUAAAUCUGAUGCAGAACACGGGUCUGGUCGUGGUGCACCGAUCGUUCUCCUAUCUGACCCCGGCGAACCUCUCCUUCACCACAAACUCCGACGACAACACGAUCGACAUACGUUGCGACAUCGUCUCGCCGCCUCAGUACGGCGCGAUUCAAAAGCUGAGGGAUGCCUCGAGCAGCUGGACGAACGUGGACCAUUUCACGAGCAGGGACGUCGAGCAGCACACGAUCCGGUACCUCCACAACGAGGGUAGCCCGAACCAGGACGAGUUCAAGUUCCAGGCGAGCGUCCGUGAGGUCAGGGCCCAACACACCUACGACUUCCGGAUCACCUUCAUCGAUUUAGAGCUGAAAGAGAUGAAGAGGAUACCGAUUAACUUCACGAACGUGGCCGAGGUGACGGUGGCCGGUCUGAACCUCAGGUACCAGACGAACCCUCUGCUGACAGCGUUCAACAAGAUCGUGUUCACCUUGAAGACGGGACCAAGAUACGGUAACCUGUUCCUCUCGAGUCGGAGGCUGAACGUCGGGGACGCGUUCAGCCAGGACGACGUCGACUCCGGGCGUGUCAAGUACCGACUGUUCAAGAGGGCCUACUCGACCAUCCUGGACGAGUUCGGGUUCAAGGUCAGCGCGCCCCAGUGCGUCGACAUGCACGGGAACCUGGUACUGAAGCACUAUCUCAGCAAGAACGUGAAACCGUUGGACAGCGUGGAGACGCUCAGGGUCGACGAGGGUUCCAGGGUGCCGGUGAGGAUACUGCGUACGAACCCGAAGAGCUACGAGGACAAGGUCAUCACGUCGUUGAUGUACAAUCUGACGAUAGUGCCCCGUCACGGAUGGCUGAUCGUCACGAACAGCUCGAGGUCCCACACGAGGAACAACACCCACUACUUCGUGUCCGAAGAGCUCAACUCCCAACGGGUCUACUACGUUCACGACGACUCGGAGACGCGGGAGGACUCGUUCCAGUUCGUGGCGAUCGCCACGGACGCGGUGGACUUCAUGUACGUAGGUCUGUUCCGCGUCGAGGUGACGAUGAAGAACGACAACGCACCGGAGCGCGUGGUCGAUCGGGUGUUCCACGUAGUCUCGAGGAGCAAACGUUUGCUCACCAACAAGGACCUGGCGUACACGGACAGGGACGUGGACACGAAGCCCAGCGAUCUGAUUUACACGAGGCUGGACAGCCAGAGGUACGGUGUCUACCGGGUGUCCAAUCCCACGGUGCAGAUCCUCAUGUUCAGUCAGCAGGACAUCGACGACAAGCAGAUACUCUUCAAGCAUCAGGGCGACGAUCGCGGGAAGUUCGAGUUCGGCGUGACCGACAGGCGAUUUUACACCGCUGGCGUGUUGGAGAUCCAAGCCAGUCCGCCUUACGUCAGACUGAAAGAGAACAACGGGUCAGUGGUGCAGUUCAAUCGGUUGGUGGGCCUAGGGCCGGACGAGCUGGACGUGGAGACCAACGUGUACACGACCGACAAGGACAUUAAGUACUCGGUGUUGGAUAAACCGAAGCACGGGGUGCUGCUGAAGCACGGCAGAGAGACGAGCAGCUUCACCGAGGAGAAUCUGAGAAACGGUAUAGUGGCGUACAAACACCUGGGGGGAUCGUUGGUCAAGGACGACUUCAGGUUCAAGGUGACGAUCGAGGGCGCCGAAACUGAGGGCGUAUUUCCGAUCAAGGUCUACCCGGAGAGCUACUGGCAGCCGUUGAUCGUCCAGAACAACAAAACGGUGUUCGUGGAGGAGGCAACGAGCGUCCUGCUGAACAGAAAGAGCCUCGAGGUGAUGCAUCCCAAGAUACCGGAGUCAGAGAUAGUAUAUUUCUUGAAAGAGUGGCCGCAGAACGGGUACCUGGAGCUGCAGAUCCACGACGAGCACAGCGAGGAGAUCCGCGAGGACUACAUAGGCAACGCGGUGAAGACGUUCGAUCAGAAGAUGAUAAACGAGGGCCGCGUCUACUACGUCCAGUCGGUGAUCAAUCAGACCAACGACAGAUUCGUCGUGGACGCGACCAACGGGAUAACCUGGCUACGCGACCUCAGCGUCAACUUCGUCAUCGUACCGGAGAAGCUGUACGUCGAGGCGAAGGGAGUCGCUGUGGUCGAGGGGAAGAGCACCACCCUCGACGAGACGGACUUCUCCAUCCUCACUCCCUAUUACUUUGGCAAAGUGACGGACUAUCGGAUCACGGAGAAACCCAGGCACGGUGUCGUUCUCGAUCUGUCGAAAAAUUCCCCAGUUAGAGAGUUCUCUCAGAAACACCUGACCGCUGACGUAAUAUCGUACAAACACAAUGGCGACGAGUACCCGAAAGAUUGCUUCAAGAUGGUCCUCGUGGCUGAGGACAAAGUCAGCGAGCCCUUCAACGUGUGGGUGACCGUGCAACCCGUCAACGACGAGCUACCCGUGCUGGUCAACAGGACCAAGUUGACAGUUUGGCAGGGUGGUUCGAUCGUCUUGACGCCUGACAACCUGGCAGCCAUUGACAACGACACGUCGGCUCAUGACUUGACGUUCAACGUGACCGGUGCCAGAAACGGGUUCGUAUCGCUGAGAUCCGCCCCGGAAUCGGACGUGUACAAUUUCACGCAGGAACAGAUUGACCAGUCGAGGAUCAUUUUCACACACACAAAUGGGUCCGAUGCUGAGUUCAAUUUCGUUCUGAACGAUGGGGCGCACACGUCCGAGACCUACACGGUGCUGGUGGCCACCAAACCGAUACGGUUGUCCAUCGAGCGCAACGCUGCGUUGAACGUAUUCCCGUUAACUAGAAAAGUGAUAUCGGAUAAGCUGUUGUUGACAAAAUGCAUGGACGAGACGCGGGAGAUUAAGUACAUGGUGAGGAACGGACCGCAUCUGGGCAAAAUCAUCAUGGAGACGAGCGAGGGCGCGUGGCUGAACGUCGACCAAUUCUCCCAGCGAGACAUCAACGGUAGUAAAGUGUACUACGAGCACACCAAACAGUUCAUGGACCUUGCCGCCAAUGACUCGUUCACGUUCGACGUAGAGGCGCGGUUCGCGGAAUCCUUGACCAACCAGGUGUUGCAGAUAGACAUUUCAGUGUCCAGCGGCGGAUUGAACAGAUACAUUUUCGUAAAGAACGUGAGAGUGGAGGAAGGAGGAUCCGCCCAAGUGAUCAUGAACAUCAGUGGGAUCGUGUCGUUCCUCCAGACCCACGCUGGCAUCGAGAACCCGGUCGUUCUCUCAAGACUGAUCGGUCAACCCAGCCACGGCCACGUGAAGAUCCUCCCGGACGUGAACAUAACCACGUUCUCUCAGACUCAGAUAGAGGGCGGUGAGAUCGUCUACUGCCACGAUCACUCGGACACUUUGGAAGAUCGGAUCAACUUCUCGCUGUACCUGACGCCCGGUCACAUCCUCCUCUGCAACGCCAGCGUGCCGGUAAUCGUCGAGCCGGUGAACGACAAGCCCUUCAAGCUGAUCACGAACAACCCUAGCAUCAGAGUGGUGCAGAAUCAGAAUCAAACGAUAACUAGCAAGAACCUGCUGACGGAGGACCCCGACACACCGCCGGAGGAAAUCGUGUACGACUUGAUAUCAGGGCCCACUUACGGUCGUCUGUUGCUCCUGCCCUCGAACGAGAACGUCUCGGUGGUGCAACAAGUGAACAAGUUCACGCAGCAGGACAUCGACUCGAACAGACUGGUCUAUGAACACGACGGACCUCACCAAGCUGCUCUGUUCUAUUUCCGGGUAGACGACGGUCGUUUCCCCUCCCAGUACAAGGUCUUCAACAUCCUCGUCCUGCCCAUCAAGCUGAACGUGACUAUCCUUGGGCCCGUCUACCUGCAACAAGGAUCGAGCGUGGCUCUGAUAACCGAAAGCAACCUGAAGCUGGACACGAACGCGAGACGGGACCUGGUUGUCUACGAGAUAACGAACAGUCCAAAGCACGGGGUGCUGUACGUGAGAGACGGGGCGGCGGCCAGCUUCAAGCAAACGGACCUAGCGUCUAAAAGCGUGAUGUACAUGCAAAAGAACAUGACCGUGUCGAACGACAGCCUGGUGCUGACCGCCAAGGUGAGCGGGUUCGAGCAGCAACACAUAAGACUAGAGAUCAAAGUGGUGCCGCUGAUGAUCAUGAACCCUAUGAUCGCGCUGGCCGGGGAGAAAACGCGGAUAUCUCUGAAAUACAUGGACGCCACACCGCUGGCGAAACUGACCAGCAGCAACCCUGUCUACGCCGUGAUGAAGAAGCCAAAGUUCGGCAAGGUGAAGAGGAUCAUCAGAAGUUCGUCGUCGUCCGGCGAGAAACGUGGAACCCGGGAAAAAGAGGUGGUUCGGUUCUCCCAUCAGGAGGUGGUGUCAGGUGUGAUCUACAUAGUCUGCAGGAAGAUCCCGACGAUGGAGUACGAGGGUGUCCUCGACAGUUUCACGUUCGUCCUGACGGCCUCCAUCUUCCAACCAGCCGUGGGCGAGUUCGAGUUCCGGGUGAAGCUGGACAUGGACGAGAACAACAUUACUUUGGGCGGGCCAAUGGACCCUGUAGGGCACGAGGGCGAGAUGGCCAUCGCGCCAAACAUGAGCAACGAUUACCUACCGGUUUUAGGGAUGCUCCUGGGCGUGUUCCUGCUGGGCGUGCUGGUGAUCAUCACCAUCAGGUGCAGGCACAACAGGUACAAGCACGCGGAGGAGGAGAAGUCGGAAACGUCACCGGCGGUAGGCGUGAUGCCUCUUCCAAGGCCACCGGAUCACCUGAUGCCCGCGACGCCGCAUUUGAAACGGUUCGCCAACGACCAUAACAGCGUGGCCGCCAGCACGCCGCUACCAGUGCCGCCUACGAUGACGUCCACGUUGCCACAAUGCAAAGUGAUACCUCUGAGUCCUCUGGAGAGCAGCGCUGGGUCAGAGGUGGACGUAUCCGCCAGGUAUCCCUACGGCGUCGCGGACGGCGACGAGUGGAGCAGCUUUGACACGUCGGACCUGCCCUGCCAGUCCGCCACCGCGCAAAGAGCCAAUAACCCCAUGUUGAGGAGAAACCAGUACUGGGUCUAGCAAAAGGAGGGCUGUUCGCG